UAAUCCCGAAGAAAGGAGUUUGUAAUUCCAUCCAAGAAAGAAAGAGGGAAAGAUGAUAGAGGUGGUGCUGAACGAUCGCCUGGGGAAGAAAGUGAGGGUUAAGUGCAACGAAGAUGACACGAUCGGCGAUCUGAAGAAGCUAGUGGCGGCGCAGACGGGGACGAGGGCGGAGAAGAUUCGGAUUCAGAAGUGGUACAACAUCUACAAGGAUCAUAUCACUCUCAAGGACUACGAGAUCCACGACGGCAUGGGUCUCGAGCUCUACUACAAUUAGCGAACCGAACCGGAGGUGCUAAGCAAAGGAUGUAAAAAUCGCAAAAAAAACAAACAUUAUGUCUGUAAAAUUGGCUGAUUGGUUUCUGAUUAUGUUAUGCUUUGGUAAAACUAAAAUCAAAUGUGUUGUAAUAAGCUCUACUCUUACAACUUUUGUCUACGGUACUUGUCUCUUGGUGUGCUUUGUUUCUUGAUGUUGCCCAUAUCUUCUUGGAAAUGCUUCUAUAUUUUGUUCGUUUAGAUUAACAAUCAUCUGUUGACUUUUCCAACUUACUCGCGUUGCUAAAAGACCCUGAGAGAAAUAAACUUCAAGAGUACGUAUUAUUGCAAAAGCCAAAAGUCAAAAGCAAAAGAAUCUUUAACUCCGCUAAUCAAAAAGAUAAAGACAUAUGUACUAUGGACAUCGAA
This is a messenger RNA of Eruca vesicaria subsp. sativa (arugula), 681 nucleotides long. Lineage: Eukaryota; Viridiplantae; Streptophyta; Magnoliopsida; Brassicales; Brassicaceae. The record is from the annotation of a GenBank genome assembly.